AUGAUAAAUUAUGCAUAUCUGCAAGAUCCUAACUGUGACUAUUUUAGAUACGUGGAACCAGGUAGAAUAGCCUAUGUCUAUAGUCCAAACUAUCCAUUUAAGUAUAGAGCAGGAAUUCAGUGUAGGUGGAUAGCCACUUGCCCGCCGGGAUACAACUGCAAACUGGACUGUAACGACGUUAAUAUACCUGAGAGUUCUUCGUGUACACAAGACCGUCUCCUCAUAUCGAGAGUAGGUGAUCCCCAGUUAGAAUCUGCCGAAGCAUAUUGUGGGCACGGCAGUAUUCAUAUUGUAUCAACGGACCAAAAACUAACUGUAGGGCUUAUAACUUCAGCACUAAGUCCUGGGGGUCGAUUUCUAUGUCGACUGUCAGCUCAGCGAGUCCCGCCUGCUCCUUGUUCCUGUGGAAUUCGAAAUAAGAGGCGUAUCGUUGGUGGAAAUGAGACGAAACCUCACGAGUUUCCAAUGAUGGCAGGACUGUUGUUUGAUGGGGCGGACAGGGUGGUGUGUGGGGGAGUUGUCAUCGAUAAGCGAUACGUCCUGACUGCGGCUCAUUGUAUUGUUAACUCAUACGUUGAAGAAGUUGUUUUUGGUUUGCACAACCAAAAUACUUUAGAAACUAAUAAUAAUUCAUCGACAACACAAAGGAUUGCGAUUGCAUCGAGCGUAGUACAUCCGUUAUAUGGGACAUCUGAUUACGAUUACGAUAUAGCCAUAUUAAAGAUGGAGGAAGAUAUAAUUUUCAAUGAAUAUGUGAGUCCUGUGUGUCUGCCAAUUAAAUUUAUUAAGAAAGACUUCGCUGGAGACAACGUGACGGUCAUAGGUUGGGGAACAAUUUUCUUUGGAGGUCCAACAUCGGACGUACUACAAGAAGUGACCCUCGAUGUGAUUAGUCAGAGGUCGUGUCGAGUGAACAGACCAAAUAUAACAUCUCGCCAGAUAUGCACUUUUACUCCGUCGAAGGACAGCUGUCAGGUUGAUAUUUUAACAGCAUCAAUAUUUUUGAAGAGUGAUGAGUCA
Brenthis ino (lesser marbled fritillary) is the source of this 1020-nucleotide messenger RNA. The record is from the annotation of a GenBank genome assembly. NCBI's taxonomy places the organism in Eukaryota, Metazoa, Arthropoda, Insecta, Lepidoptera, Nymphalidae.